This is a messenger RNA of Aspergillus oryzae RIB40, 867 nucleotides long. Its product is annotated as zinc-dependent alcohol dehydrogenase family protein. Lineage: Eukaryota; Fungi; Ascomycota; Eurotiomycetes; Eurotiales; Aspergillaceae. Bases 1 to 867 code for a protein of 288 amino acids. Gene Ontology annotation, molecular function: oxidoreductase activity. The transcript is spliced from 6 exons. The record is from RefSeq and is a predicted model, not a curated record.
AUGUCGUUCUGCUUUGGUUUUCAAGGUAUCGCCCAAAAGUUUUUGCUCACGGGCUUGUAUCCUUUUCCGCUCAAAGACGGUCACGUUCCUCUAUCUGAUGGCGCAGGUGUCGUUGCCGCCGUCGGGUCUCGCGUACACCGAUUCAGAGUCGGUGACCGGGUGGCAACUUUAUUCCAUCAAGAUCAUCUAGCCGGACCUCUCGACGCGAAGAGCCGCACCAGCGCCCUCGGUAGUUCUCUCGACGGCGGCGUAUUUACGGAACAUGGCCUCGUCAAUGUUCAGGAGAAUCUAAGCUUGUUGGAGGCUUCAUCUCUGCCAUCCGCUGCAUUGACUGCUUGGAAUGCCCUUUACGGCCUUGAAGGUAUGGUAUCGAGGCAGGGUGACACUGUCCUUACUGAAGGCACAGGAGGUGUGAGUAUCUUCGCCAUGCAGUUUGCCAAAUCUGCCGGUGCUAAAGUUACUGCAACGACAUCGACAGCCCAAAAGGCAGAACGGCCCAAGGAACUUGGCGCCGACUACCGGGGCGAGCCUGCCAAGAACUCGACCCCUAACGAGGAGCGGGUUUCCGCCGUUGUUGAGGUAGGAGGUCCAGCAUCUCUGAGACAGGCGCUCACUGCCUUGAAGUUCGAUGGCUCGAUCUCGAUGGUAGGAUCAGUCGGUGGAUUUGUUGACCCUGGAAGCAACACCGAGGAACCGACAUUCUUCGAUACGGCCAUUCAUUCUUGCACUGUGCGAGGCAUAGCGGUUGGAUCCAGGCUACGGUUUGAGGAUACGAAUCGCGCCAUCGAAGUAAAUGAUCUCCAUCCCGUUUUGGAUAGACAGACAUUCAAGCUGGAAGAGGCCAGAGAUGCCUACCAAUAUAUUUGA